Oncorhynchus gorbuscha (pink salmon) is the source of this 4260-nucleotide messenger RNA. Its product is annotated as ski oncogene-like. The record is from RefSeq and is a predicted model, not a curated record. The transcript has 6 exons. Bases 613 to 2811 code for a protein of 732 amino acids. Gene Ontology annotation, cellular component: nucleus. Lineage: Eukaryota; Metazoa; Chordata; Actinopteri; Salmoniformes; Salmonidae. Gene Ontology annotation, molecular function: DNA-binding transcription factor activity, RNA polymerase II-specific; RNA polymerase II cis-regulatory region sequence-specific DNA binding; SMAD binding. Gene Ontology annotation, biological process: negative regulation of BMP signaling pathway.
GAAGAGCCAGCCUGCGGAGUCAGUCACAUUUUUGGCUGGGAUUCAAUGACUGAGCCAGACACACACAAACACAGAUAGGGGCUGCGAGGGAGAGAGAGGGGCGAGUGAGUGAGCAAGCGCAACCCAGCUCACAGACUAGCCAUCUCCAGUACACAGGCAUAUCGAACAGCAGGGGCAGACGGAGUGUAUGCGUGCGGCUAUACUGCAGUAUUCCACAGUUUAAAGGAGGUUCCACGCGGGUUAUUACUGUGUUUUAUACCGGAUUUAUAGAGGGAGAAGGCUUUGCUUUAUCGGUCGAUACUUUUUCUGAAACUUCAAAAGCAUUAAUCAUUUUUGGAGGAGUUUCAGAAGGACGCGUUUUAGAUAUGGACUGUCAGGAGUGUACUGCAGGGGAAGACUCGCCCGUGUCACCAUUCGCUUAGUAGGCUAGUCAACGGAAUUGGAAACUCACUGCUCGGUACUUUUUUGUGGAUGUUUGAUGAAGCGCUUUCUGCACUUGGCUAAUUCUCGGAGACCUUGGAUUUACAAGGAACCCGAACCUAUCGUGGCUUUCAAUUGUUUUAGUUUGCCCCAGUUGAAAGGAACUCUCGCUUUCAAAGUCGUAGUGAAAACAUGGAGACUGUAACUCGACAAAGCUUCCAACCUCACCCAGGACUGCAACAAACUCUCAAGCAGUUUCAUCUGAGUUCUAUGAUCUCCCUCGGCGGACCGGCGGCAUUUUCUGCUCGAUGGCCACAUGACCUCCUGUUCAAGAAGGAUGGGAAAGAGCCCGAGCCCGUGCUGCAUCUUCCAAUGCAGCCGCCGACAGUGAUGCCGGGACCACUCUUCAUCCCCUCCGACCGCUCCACUGAGAGGUGCGAGACGGUCCUGGAGACCGAGACUGUCUCCUGUUUCGUGGUCGGCGGCGAGAAACGGCUGUGCCUGCCGCAGAUCCUCAACACCGUACUGCGGGAUUUCUCCCUUCAACAGAUCAACUCGGUGUGCGACGACCUCCACAUCUACUGCUCCAGGUGCACGGCAGAACAGCUGGAGAUCCUCAAAGUCAUGGGAAUUCUCCCCUUCUCGGCGCCUUCCUGCGGACUCAUCACCAAAACGGACGCGGAGCGCCUGUGCAAUGCCCUGAUUUACGGAGGCACCUACCCGCCGCACUGCAAGAAAGAGUUCACGGGCUCACUGGAGCUGGAGUUCACGGAGAAAAGCCUCAAAAUAUACCACGAGUGUUUCGGAAAGUGCAAGGGUCUCUUCGUCCCGGAGCUGUACACCAGCCCCAACGCAGCCUGCAUCCAGUGCAUGCACUGCAGACUCAUGUACCCGACCCAUAAGUUCGUGGUGCACAGUCACAAAUCGUUGGAAAACAGGACUUGCCACUGGGGCUUCGACUCCGCCAACUGGAGGGCAUACAUCCUCUUGGACCAGGAUUACACGGGGAAAGAGAAGGCGCGCCUGGAGCAGCAUUUGGACGAGAUUAAAGAGAAAUUUGAUUUCUCCAACAAAUAUAAGAGGAAAGCAUCCAGGGCGUCGGAUCCCAUUCCAGCCAAGAAGUCUAAACAUGAAGACUUCCCAUCGCUAACCCUGUCCGAGAAGCAACCGGAUUGGCUACGAUCCCUCUCGGCUUCGGCCAAUAAGGGGCUCAACUGCUUCCAGCCCAGACAGAGGCCCUCGGCUUUCAGGCCCUGGUCCCCUAACCUCUCAGCUGGGGACAAAGACAUGCCCAGCCGCCCUCUGGCUCUCCUGAGAGACAGCCUUUACAACUUCAAGACCAUGGAGAACGCUGUGUCCCCAAACGUGGCCCUCACACCCCCACCCCUGACAAAGGCAGGGCCCCUGUCGCCGUCCGUGCCUAGCACCUCCCACCCCAGUGCCGGCAAGGCCCCAGGAAAGGGGGCCAGCCCCAUAUCCAGGACCCGGAAGAGGAGGGCCACAGGGGAGCUCCCGCACCCAAGCCACGAGCCCCCCUGCUCCCCUUCGCCUGCAGCCAGCAAGCUCCCACCCCAGGAGAACAAGGACUCAGAAGUGGAGAUCGAGGUGGAGAGCCGAGAGGAAUUCACAUCGUCCCUGUCCUCCCUCUCCUCCCCAACCUUCACCUCCUCCAGCUCUGCCAAGGACAUAAGCUCGCCCAGCGCCCAGGUCCCAGUGUGUACGGUGACGUCGGCGGUGUUGAUCCCAGAGGACGGCCCUCUUGCUGGGGUAGCAGCAGCAGCAAUGGCGGUGGUGUUGGCCCCUGAGGGCCCCGGGCCGGGGGGUCUGGAAUCAGAGUUGGAGAUCCUGAGGCAGGCGCUGGACAGCGGGCUGGACUCCAAGGAGUCUAAGGAGAAGUUUCUGCAUGAGAUCGUCAAGAUGCGGGUGAAGCAGGAGGAGAAGCUGGGCUCAGCCCUGCAGGCCAAACGCAGCCUUCAACAGGAGUUGGAGUUCCUGCGAUUGGCUAAGAAAGAGAAGCUCAGGGAGGCCACGGAGGCCAAGCGGAACCUGAGGAAGGAGAUUGAGCGCCUUCGUGCCGAGAGCGAGAAAAAGAUAAAGGAGGCAAACGAGUCACGCGUGCAUCUGAAGAGGGAGCUGGAGCAUGCCCGGCAACUCAGAGUGUGUGACAAGGGCUGCGAGGCAGGUCGCCUGCGCGCCAAGUACUCCACACAGAUCGAGGACCUGCAGAUGAAGCUCCAGCAUGCCGAGGCGGACCGCGAGCAGCUCCGGGCAGACCUACUGCAGGAGCGGGAAGCCAGGGAACACCUGGAGAGAGUGGUAAAGGAGCUGCAGCGGCAGCUGUGGCCCAAGGAGCAGAACACGCCUAACGAGGACAACCCCGUCAACAACUAACCCUUCCCAUGAACAACCCCUCGCCAAUCCCCCACUAUCAGCACCCAAAAUAAAACUACGCCUGAGACCACCGACACAGAAUAGAGAAAAGUAGAAAUAUCAAACCUCUAUGUGUGCGUGUAUCCAUCCUCACACAAAUUGUAUGAGUGCUUGGAUGCAUCCUUGGAGAGAGAAACAAAGGAAAUCAAACUUGGUAUAUGUACAUUUGUACCAAGUUGUUACUAGUUGUUGGUAUUUGUACAUGUACCAAGUUGUUACUAGUUGUUGGUAUUUGUACAUGUACCAAGUUGUUACUAGUUGUUGGUAUUUGUACAUGUACCAAGUUGUUACUAGUUGUUGGUAUUUGUACAUGGACCAAGUUGUUACUAGGACAAGCACUGAAACACACCUCUCCUCCACAAACUGAAAAUUGGAUCGGAAGAUAAAUAUAUAUAUAUAUAUAUUUAGCACAACAUUUUGUUGAGCCUGUAUUUUCUGAGACAGAAACUGGUGAACAUUUUGGAUAAAAACUUUUCUAUGAUAAAAAACAAAGAUAACAAUACAAUAAUUUGCCAACUGGCCUGUUUAGAGACAAAAUGGAAGAGGAGACAGGAAGUAAGACUGGACUCCUCAGGCGUGCCCCAGCAGGGCUUCUGCUUCGUUUCCUGUGAAGAAGUUGGAGAAUUUCAUGACCUUAUAAGCUAUUUAAGAGACUGCAUAACGAUAUGUAAAAAAAAAUGUACGAAAACAUUUUCUUUGCUUCUUUGUGCUAUAAGAGCUUGGAGACAAAAAAAAUAUGGAUUUAUAAAAAAUAUUAACAGACAGCAAGCAAGACAAAACUACCACCAGUGCCAUCAUGGUUAGUCGGUGUGUAGAGGAGGCCAUUCUGAUCCAUUGAGGAAAAGUAUAACGCUUGUCUACUAUUCCAUUAAUACAUCAUGAAGUUUACUAUGGAAGGGGUCAGAGGAUUGCAUUGGACUAGAUGUUUUCUCUCUUUGACACAGGUGCUGUAUCUGUGUGUUCUGGCACACCUCUUAGAGUGAGCAUUUCAUUUAGAUAUUAACAACAAGAGAUGUUCACACAAACACACCGAAACAACAUACACACUUGUCUUCAUUAUGUGUUUGUGAGCAUUUGGGUUAAAACCCAAAAGUCUUAUCUUAUAAAGAUAAACUUUGUGAUAAUUUUGUAUCUGGGUGCAAUCUGAAGCCCAGAUUUGUACACAUGACUUCUGCUGGGUUUCCCCCUGGGACUGUUGGUUAAAACUAGCUGAACCCGGCUAUACUGCUUUCCAUUUGAUUAGCGAGAGUUGGCAUGACUUGCUCAAAUGAAGAUCGAAAAUACAAUUUUUGAAUACUAUGAUUUUAGGGCUGGAAGUGGCGCCUUUAGCCAGAACCACAACAUUUUAUUUUUUAAUUAAAUGAUGGUAUGUAAAUAUAUAUAUAUAUAUAUAUGUGGUUUUUUUUUUUA